AUGGAAGACCUUUUCCAAAUAGAUAAUAUAAAUGACAAGGUUGACGACCUAAAUCUGUUAUCUGACCGAAAGGUAUAUAAGACGGUCGCCUACAGUACUACUAGUGGGGGAGCAGUUUCAGGAAAGAAGAUGAUGCAAGCUGUUGUCAAUUUAGUAGUGUCAGCUACUCUUAGCAUCCUACAGUUCCUCAGUGAUGUGUGGCAGAUACAUAUAGCUCUACCGAGAGAUGGGCUAGUACCGGAAGCUGGAUUAAUCGUUAACAAACUGCUAUUUCAGUUGUUUGGGAAAGACAAAUUCAAGAAACUUGAAUAUCUUUGUCAGUUUUACCAUAAAUUUGGCUUAUUUAAAUACGAGGGGAAAAUUUACAUAUUUGAUGAACAUUUGGCACAAACUGUUAUCAAUAAACUAGAUAAAGUGACGGACAAUUAUGCCGACGACACCCCACUCAAAGAUUCUUUUUUGAGCUCGUCUGAAGCAAUGCCAGACAGUGAUCGUGUCAUUGAAUCUAUUUUUCGCAAAACAUCAAUUUACGGACGCAGUUCUUUAGUAAUCCGUGACUUAGACAUACUCUGUAAGAAUAUACUAGAAAUGAAUGAGUCAGAGCCAAUCAACUUUACCAAACUGAGCCUCAGACUUGCCCUUGACAUGGCCGGUCACGUGCUUCUAGAACUGGACCUCGGUGGACAGGAGGGAAGACAGGACCGUCUGCUAGAAACAAUGAUGACCAUUCUACAUAGGUGCUAUGCUUUGGAAGAGAUUUCCAGCAAAAGCAAAGAAUUUGCGAAGGCAGUAGACGAACUGGACAAUCUGACGUCACAAAUCCUAACGGAUGCGGUCAACACUGAUGAUAACAACGUUAAAGCGAGGCGACUAGUUUCCCAGCUAUACGACGCGUGCGGUUACGACAAAGCUAAAGACAACAUGAAGGUAUUUUUGAUGGCGGGAACAGAGUCGACUGCAUCUGUUCUACCCAUUAUGUUCUACUUGCUCGCCAAAUACCCACAAGUACAGAAAGAACUCCAAACAGAAGCUGAGCAGAAUGUGGAUAAUAUACGGAAAGACCCGAACUUGCCAUUACCGAAGAUAGAUAGUGUCAUCAAAGAGGUUCUCCGACUUUACCCAAUCGUACCAUUUAUCCGGAGACAAAACGAGAGACCCGUCACUAUAGGCAACUUCAAAUUAAAGGAGCGCAGCGAAAUUAUGGUGUUUCUUUGGGGAAUGCAUCGAUCUCCGUACACAUGGAACCGAUCGACAAACUUCGUUCCGUUCCGGUUUUACAAAAACCUGUCUAGAAAAGACAGUUCCAAUUUAUAUAUUCCGUUUGGAGACGGAUCGCGUAUGUGCAUCGCUCAGCACUUGGCUAGGCUGGAAAUCCGACUGACUAUGGCGGUCCUGUUAAAUGCCUUUGACUUCAGACUGGUGAAGGAAACACAGGACCUUCAGUUUGUGGUGGACUGGACACAUUCUGUGAUCCAUCCCGAUAGGGACAUGUUCUUCCGUGUCGUACCCAGGGCAAUGCCUGCUAACGCGUAA
Mizuhopecten yessoensis (Yesso scallop) is the source of this 1533-nucleotide messenger RNA. RefSeq names its product cytochrome P450 3A15-like. The transcript is spliced from 6 exons. Bases 1 to 1533 code for a protein of 510 amino acids. Gene Ontology annotation, molecular function: oxidoreductase activity, acting on paired donors, with incorporation or reduction of molecular oxygen; iron ion binding; monooxygenase activity. Lineage: Eukaryota; Metazoa; Mollusca; Bivalvia; Pectinida; Pectinidae. The record is from RefSeq and is a predicted model, not a curated record.